AUGAACAUGGAUGUAGACGACGUGGAGGGCAAUGAUGUUUCAACGGUAGAGCGAAUGGUACUAAUUUCAAAAUCAGGAGGUCGUCAUCCGGUUGACAGAAACAUGCUUCUUCGAACCAGUGAAUAUUUCCAAGGUUUGGUGAACAGUGGAAUGAGAGAUGCCCGUUAUAGAGAGCUUACGUUCGAAUGUUUAACAAAUGAAUCCUUAAUAGAAGUAAGAGAUUAUUUAAUCUAUUUGUCAAUCAACAUGAUGGGAAACAAAGGUCUUAGCAUAAAGUCGUUGAAUGAAGUAGAAGCAGGGUUAGAUGGUGCCUUCUAUCUACAAAUGAAUGAUAUGAUUGAUAGAUACAUUGAGAUGUUAUUGAAACAUUUGAACGAGUCAACUUGUAUUCGUAUUUUGGACAUUGCCAACAAAUACCUUCUAAUUGACCAAGUGGUUAAAAAAGUUAUUGAAUACAUUUUGAAGAAUUUUAAAAAAAUUUCAGACAGUUCAAAAAUAUCAUUAUCACCAGACGAAAUGUUUCGCUUGGUUGCUUCAGAGGAAAUAAAUGCAGACAGCGAGAUGGAUAUUUUCAAUCUGAUAAUCAGGUGGGUUUCGGAGGAUCCGUCCAAAAAAUAUUUCGCUGAAAAAUUGUUAACCGAAGUGAGGUACAGUCUGAUGACAACCUCAGGGAGACAGAAAUGUACCGCCAUACUUCAUGAUCUGAAUUUAAAUAUCUGCUAUAAUAAAGAUAAAGAUUCAAAUAUUUCUCGUACAGUUGGUAAGAUAUUUGCGGUUGGAUCAACUGAAAAAAGGGAUGGAACUUUCUUGAAUAUUUUGCCAGUUUAUGAUUUUGUUGAAGCAUGCAAGACCAAUGGUUACGGCGCUUGGCAAAAACACGUCAAUUUCAAUCCAUCAAGUAGAAAUGGUCCACAAGGUGAUUGGAUAGAUUACAAUGCCUGUGUGCUUGACAACUGUUUGUAUUUGGUCGGAGGGAAGCGUUCGGUCACUUGUAAAGUUUUCAUGUACAAUCCGGUUACUGCAGUCUGGUCCGAGUGUCGCAGCAUGCAUUUUCCGAGGCGUCAUUUCUACCUGGGAAACCUAGCUGGCCAUCUCUAUGCAGUUUCUGGUUACACUAAAUACAUCAAAGGAACUUCAACAGUUGAAAAAUACAUACCGAGUGAAAACCAAUGGCACAUGGUAGAACCUUUACCUCUUGCUCUACCAUAUCUUGCAGGCUGUGUAUACAAUGGAAUGAUGUAUGUCAGUGCCUUACAUUUUGUUUACCGGUAUGACUCUUCUUCCAACAAAUGGCUUUCGAGGGCUCCCAUGUUGACGGCACGCUCCCACCACUGUAUGACAAGCACGGGGGAUAAGAUUUUUGCUUUUGGUGGUACAUAUAAGUCGAUUGAUCGGAAUUAUAAUGCAUUGGAUGGAGAGAUAUAUGAUGUAGAGAGCGAUCAGUGGACAUAUGUGUUUAAGCUGGUGCAUCCUGUUUUUGAUUCGCCAUCCAUUACUAUCAACAACUGUCUCUACAUCUUUCAACAAGAGUCGAAGUUUCCGAACAACGUAUAUCGUGUGAUUCAAAAAAUUUUUCUGACGAAGUACUUGAAGGGGAAGGAAACGCCAAAUGAUUCAAGUUUAUCACCAGCACAAGAAGCAGUGAAAGGGAAUUUACCUGGCAAUGAGGAUUGCCAAAAUGUUUCUCUGAAGUUUUAUAAAAUUUCAUUCAAAUUGAGUCAACUGCAAAUGAGGAAAUAUGACCUCACAAUCCUGAUCUCGAAAUUCUAUCUGACACGACCAUCUCGACAUGAUUCCAUACUGUCAUGA
Molecule: messenger RNA, 1809 nt
Organism: Helobdella robusta
Lineage: Eukaryota; Metazoa; Annelida; Clitellata; Rhynchobdellida; Glossiphoniidae
Exons: 6
Coding region: 1-1809 (602 amino acids)
Molecular function (GO): protein binding
Source: RefSeq, a predicted model, not a curated record